Messenger RNA from Cuscuta campestris, 1130 nucleotides. The record is from the annotation of a GenBank genome assembly. Lineage: Eukaryota; Viridiplantae; Streptophyta; Magnoliopsida; Solanales; Convolvulaceae.
UUUCGGUGAGAGUGUUCAGCAGGGAGCGGCGACACCAAAACAGCUCACCCCGGCAGCAGCGGCGGAACAUCUAGCGCGGCGGCGAUACUCAGCUCAACACCGCCAACAUGGCUAGAGGGUUGAAGAAGCACAUGAAGAGGCUCAAUGCCCCUAAGCAUUGGAUGCUUGACAAGCUUGGGGGUGCAUUUGCUCCUAAACCUUCUUCUGGGCCUCACAAAUCAAGGGAGUGCUUGCCUUUGGUCCUUAUCAUCCGAAACAGGCUCCACUAUGCCCUCACAUAUCGCGAGGUCAUUUCCAUUUUGAUGCAACGACAUGUUCUGGUUGAUGGGAAGGUCAGGACUGACAAGACAUACCCUGCUGGUUUCAUGGAUGUUAUUUCGAUUCCUAAGACAAAUGAAAACUUCCGCUUACUUUACGACACCAAAGGGCGGUUCCGUCUUCACUCAAUAAGAGAUGAAGAGGCAAAGUUCAAGCUUUGCAAGGUUCGAUCUGUUCAGUUUGGCAAAAAGGGGAUCCCAUACAUCAACACAUACGACGGUAGGACCAUCCGCUACCCCGACCCCCUGAUCAAGGCCAACGACACCAUCAAGUUUGAUUUGGAGGGAAACAAGAUUGUCGAUUUCAUCAAGUUUGAUGUUGGGAAUGUUGUCAUGGUGACCGGCGGGCGAAACAGGGGCCGUGUCGGGGUCAUCAAGAGCAGGGAGAAGCAUAAGGGCAGUUUCGAGACCAUUCACGUCCAGGAUUCCCUUGGACAUGAGUUUGCCACCCGUUUGGGGAAUGUCUUCACCAUUGGGAAGGGUACCAAGCCAUGGGUGUCUCUGCCCAAGGGCAAAGGUAUCAAGCUGACAAUCAUUGAAGAGGCGAGGAAGAGGCUUGCUUCUCAGGAUGCAACCGCUGCUUAAGAGUACAACAAAAGAUAUGUCUUUGCUUUAUCCCUUAGCAUCUUAUUUGGUUUGAAUGAAGUGUUUGGUAACAUUGUUUUCUUUCUCUCAUUUUCCAUAACUUUUGCUACUUGCUUAGCAACCCUUUUUUGUUUUCAAUAUUACGUGAGAUGUUCUCUCUUUGACGUUAUUUUUAUGUUAUGGUCUUGUGGACCAAACUAUUUCAAGUCUCUCAACUUACUAUUUCCU